AUGCCAUCAGCCACAGAGUACCCCCUAGUCCUCGUCACCGCCGUUAACGGCUUCAUCGCAUCCUGGACCGCCAAAGCAUUCCUAGAUGCCGGCUACAAUGUCCGCGGAACAACCAGGUCUGCCAAAUCGAGUCACUCGAUGCUUGAAGCCGAACCUUUCAAGUCCUAUGCUUCUGAUGGCCGGUUCAGCAUUGUGCAAGUCCCCGAUAUUACGCUUCCGGGCGCAUUCGAUGAUGCCGUCCGUGGAUGUCAUGCCAUAGCACAUACUGCAUCGCCCAUGUCGCUGAAUUUCUCAGAUCCGGAACCCGUUAUCAACACAGCUGUACAAGGUGCAAGAUCUGUACUUGAUUCCGCUCAUUCGAGUUCCGGCACUGGGUCGUCGACGGUGAAGUCAUUCGUCCUACUUUCAUCUAUUGCGGCUGUGGUUGGGAAAAAGCCAGAUGAUAAUGCGGCCUAUAGAUUCACGGAAGCCGACUGGGAUGAUGUAUCCGAGAAAGAGGUCGCACGCCUAGGCAAGCAGACACCAUCUAUGAUGAUAUACAAGGCAAGUAAGACGGCCGCGGAACGAGCCAUGUGGGAUUUCCAAAGGGAUAAGAAGCCGAGUUUUACCAUGACUGCAAUCAAUCCUGUCUAUGUUUGGGGACCACCGUUGUUAUUUCCAGAAGACCCCGAGGACCUGAACAUGACAGCCAAGAUUGUUUGGACGGUUCUGUCCGGUCAAGAUAUUCCACCUCCUUUCGGUGGCUCCAAUGGCUCGGUCGAUGUUCGGGACGUGGGUCGUUUAAUCUUGUUUGCAGUCCAAGAAAGCGAAAAAGCAAAUAAUCAGAGAUUCAUUGCGGCGUCUGGAGUUAGAAGCCAUCAGGCAGUUGCAGAUAUUUUGCGCGAGAUAUAUCCUGAGAGAAGGAAUAUUAUCAAAGAGGGCAAUCCUGGAGAGGGCUAUUUGCCUGACUAUAGCUUUCCGGAAGACACCCCAGCGGCCAAAGUUGAUAAUAGCAAGGCUGUCAGAGUAACUGGAAAGGAAUGGAUUGGUCCUAGACAGAGCGUUGUUGAUGCAGCAAAGGCGCUUGAGCGUUAUUUAUAG
Talaromyces amestolkiae is the source of this 1080-nucleotide messenger RNA. RefSeq lists its product as uncharacterized. Lineage: Eukaryota; Fungi; Ascomycota; Eurotiomycetes; Eurotiales; Trichocomaceae. The transcript has a single exon. The record is from RefSeq and is a predicted model, not a curated record. Gene Ontology annotation, molecular function: oxidoreductase activity, acting on the CH-OH group of donors, NAD or NADP as acceptor. The coding region runs from base 1 to 1080 and encodes 359 amino acids.